Mercenaria mercenaria is the source of this 6745-nucleotide messenger RNA. RefSeq names its product ovochymase-1-like. The transcript is spliced from 12 exons. The coding region runs from base 65 to 1804 and encodes 579 amino acids. Gene Ontology annotation, biological process: acrosome reaction; proteolysis; complement activation. Lineage: Eukaryota; Metazoa; Mollusca; Bivalvia; Venerida; Veneridae. Gene Ontology annotation, cellular component: extracellular region. Gene Ontology annotation, molecular function: serine-type endopeptidase activity; protein binding. The record is from RefSeq and is a predicted model, not a curated record.
AUGUAUAAAAAGAUAGCCUACUUGAAACAAAAUUGAAUCAAUUUAAUAGGGCCUGAAUUUUAAAAUGAAUUCUUUAACUACUUUUUAUUCUGUGCUAGCGCUGCUUUUUGGAUAUCAGUCCUUUGCGGAAUACCAGGGAAUACGAGAGAAACGAUUUGUAGCAGACGAUGGGCUGAUCCCAGUAAAGAACGGUUGCAAGCAGAUGAUAGACGCCUCUACUGACGGCAACAUAUUAUCACCUAAUUUUGGCUCGUCUAACUACCCGUCAGAUUUGAUAUGUACGUGGAUGCUGCAGGCACCCGCUGGCGAAAUAAUACGACUACAGUUUAAUACAUUCAGGCUUGAGAACACGAGGCGAUGUUCGAGGGAUUAUUUGCGGAUUUUCGAUGGAAUCGAUGCAUUUGCAACCGUUCUUGGUAAUUUAUGUGGGAACUUUAUUCCCUCUGACGUCGUAUCAACAGGAAACCAGAUGCUGCUUAUGUUACGAACAGAUUCCACCAAUGAAUAUGAAGGAUUCAAUAUAACGUACAUGCCUGAAAAUGAAACAGUUACUGUCGAAGUGUUGAAAGAAGAUGGUUGCCAUGGUGACGUGAAAAUAUUAAAUGAUACACGUGGGUUUAUUUCCUCUCCUGGAUACGAUGGACACAGUCGGUAUCAGCACAAUGUGCGAUGUAACUGGUUCAUACAAGCGCCACCUGGCAGCAUUAUAAGGCUAAUGUUCGAUGAUUUUUUGACAGAGAAAAUCGCUGGUUGUACCUAUGACUAUGUGGCUAUUUACGAUGGAAACAGCAACGUAUCGACCAAACUGGCACAAAUGUGUGGCUUAAUGUUCCCUGAUGAUAUAUAUUCAUCAGGGUCAUCACUUUUCCUCGAAUUCAAUUCAGAUGCUGACGUUGCAGGAACUGGUUUCAACCUGACAUAUAAAUUUAUGCCAAAAACAGAUGUAUGCAAUAUGUUUCAAUGUGGGGAUGGAAGUUGCAUAUUCUACGAAUUUGUGUGUAACAACUUUACAGAGUGCCCGGAUUCUUCUGACGAAGCUGUAUGUGAGAAUAACCUGUGCGGAAGACCAGCCAUACAGCCAGUAGAAUCUAACACAAAGAUAGUUGGUGGACGGAUGGCGUUGUCACAUAGUUGGCCAUGGAUGGUUUCGCUCCGGAUUAAUGGCAGCCACACGUGUGGUGGAGCAAUCAUACAUGAGAAAUGGGUUUUAACAGCAGCUCAUUGUUUUGAAGGUAAUCGACACACAAUAGAAUGGACAGUGGCAGCGGGCAAAAUCAACAAAGAGAAAGCAGAAAACGCAGAACAGAUACGCCACGUGGAGAGGAUUAUUGUUCACUCAAGCUAUUACUACGUGACAACAGUGAAUGAUAUAGCACUGGUUAAAUUGGAAUCACCAUUUAAUUUGAAUAGUUAUGUCAGUACUGUAUGUCUACCAGAGGAAGAACCAAAACCUGGACAGUAUGGCUUUGUUACAGGAUGGGGAGAAGUUCUAGGCACAUGUUGUCCAGAUGUACUGAAGCAGGUCAUGUUACCUAUUAUUCCAAGAAGUUUAUGUAUAAAACCCGAUCACCUAGGUGACCAAGUAACAGAUGAAAUGUUUUGCGCUGGGUAUGAACAAGGUGGACAAGACGCAUGUCAGGGAGACAGUGGUGGACCUUUCGUUGUUAAAGAGUCGAAUGUUUGGCAUAUUCAUGGAAUCACAUCGUUUGGCUCCCUUUGUGCAGCGCCGAAGUCUCCGGGAGUCUACACAAAGGUAUUCAGCUAUGUCAACUGGAUCAGGGAAAAAGUUGGAGCUAACUUUUAAAUGAUAGAGUUUGUUAUCAAACCUUAUGUCUCUAUACAUGCUACGUCCAGCUGUAGAAGCAGAAAUAAAGAUUGCCUGAAGCGUUUCAUACCCUUGAAUAUGCUUUAAAACUUUUAUUCAUUCAAUUUAAUGUUGACUGAUAUUGAUUACAUAAAGAAAAAACUUCAACGAAAUACAAUUGUUUGAAAUUGAACUGAAGUUUUCAGCGCCUUGUAAUUACAAAAAGCUUACUGCUUGAGUCAUUCAAGAUGUGAUUAAUUUAAAACAAAAAAAGCUAAAGAUACCUGCUUGCUUAUCAACGCUACAGUGCUAUAGUUACUAUAGUCAAAGCUAUACUUAAAGUGAACAAAUAUUACAUUUAAUGCGUUUAUCUUCGUUUUGUUGGUUAAGAUGAUGCAUUCAUGUUCCCAGUCUAGCCCACAUCUCUCUCAUAUUAAUAGAACUGAUUAAGUUUUAUCAUGUGUUUAUUGUGUCACUAAGGUAAAGUUUCUUCAGAACGUUUCUUGUCAAAGUAAAGCAUAAUCAAAGAGUCCCUUACGCAUUAAGACCUACAAAAAAACAACAGGGCCAGCAAAUUGAUAACUUUUGUCUAAUAAACUGUUCCUGAUGAGCUGUUAGUAUAGGCGACAAUUGGACAAAGCUUUGUACCGUCUCAGAAAUCAUUAUGUUUACGUAUACUUAACAAAUUAUGCUUGAUUGCUGCUCCAUCGAACUCGCAUAGACUAAAUUUUGUGCCGCCGCAGGGAUCAGUGUUUUACAUGGAAUUUCAUAUGGAGAGCUUUGAAAACGUCUCCUACAUAAGACACAAGGACGAUCGAGGCUUGGAGUACGAUAUGUUUCAACGACGUUUGCAAGUGGCCUUUAAGAAGUAGCCUUGGACAAAAUUUCGUACCAUGAUAUGUCAGAAGCUUUACAUAGACUUACAUAAAGAACGCAUUAGUACUCUUUUUUUCUCUAAAAGUUAAUGACCCUUAACUUUGAAUUUGCGGGCUAGGUUUCAAAGUGGUUUGACAAAAUGAUACUUGGGCAGCCCCUCUACCGAAAGUGUUACCUAUUUUAGAUGUUAAAAUAUGGUGAUUUCACCAUAGCUUCUUUUAUUCUAUUGCAUACCUGAACUUUUUAUGAAUAAGCUUUAAUUCUGGAUUUUAUUUUACUUUCUGAUGCUUCGAGGACUAAUGUUUUACCUUUCAUUGUAUAGAGUCUUACUACUGAAUGUUCCUUAAUUAAAUCUUAAUGCUAUUAAUUUCUCACCACGUGUCGCAAAUACGCAUGUUUCAUUUCAUUUUCUUUCCCUGAAUGAUACCAAUUCAAUAUUCAAACUUGAUAUAAACUACUUAUCAUGUUAGAUUAGUAUUUUAUAGAUCAAAAUUUUCUUUCUAAGUGGUUGUUAAAAUUUGUUUUAUUGGCAGAAAGGUCUGCAAACAAAAUAAAUGUCCUUGUAUCUUGAAUCUUGUAACUAAUUGUAUGAAAUAAUGUUGUCCAGAUUAGUAUGCUAUGUUGGAGUAUCUUGAAGUUUUGUAAAUUGUUUAUUUCUGAUGCUAAUAGUAAACAUUUUACUUUAUUUAAACAUUGUAAGUAAUGUCAAAAUCAUCAUAACGCGAUUAUGUUGACGUUAGUGAUGGGCAAAUCGGUCAGAUUUGCCAACCGAUUAAUCGGCAUAAUCGGACAAGCCAACCGAUUCGAUUAAUCGGAUAUAAUCGGAUAAUCGGUUACUCUAGUUGCAUAUCUAUAAGUUCACCUUACAAUGUAUAUUUUAUGUCAUUACUUACGAAAUGAACCUCACAGACAUCAAAUAUCCUAUUUCUGUUGUAUCCCUUCAUAAAUAUGAGUAAGAUACUGCAUAAAAGUAAAAUAUUUGUGAAGAUAGUAACCUUCUAAUCAGGUACUGUCUUAAUUUCACCAGGGACUUAUCCAGUGAUAUUAUGUUAUUAAAUUAAAAUUAUUUGGAGCAAAAAAAGUAUUAACGAUUUAUUAAUUCUUAGUUAACGGCUGGAAUGAUUUCAAUCCCACAAAAUCAAAAAUUGAAAAUACUUUUGCUAAUAUGCUUGCGUAAGUCUUACGUUAUGCUAUGCAUACUGCCAUACUAAUGUCAAGAGUUUAGGCUGAUGGUUUUCCCGGCUUAAUUUUGUAAAAGUCAUAUAUCUUCCAAAAUCUGGAUGAUCACAGAUGACAUCAAUUUCUUUUGACACUUUGGAGGAAGCCAUUUUUACGUAGAGUAGUUUCCCUUGGCGUAAUUGCCCCAAAGAACCGUAAAUACCAGAAAGAAAAAGGUCAGAAACAACUAAAUUAUCCGUUAGGGUGACAAGUAAUUAAUCGAUCAGGGAAAAGUGAAGUCGGCGAUCGCGCUCAUGAAUGCAACGCCGACGAUUAUUCGAUUGUCGCCGAUUGUCGGCCCAUCACUAGUUGACGUCACUUCGACGUGAUAUUCAGCGUCAUGUACGCAUCGGAUAACAUCGCUUCAAAUUUUGAUCAAAUAUUUUACUUACAACAUACACACUUUCGGAAGGACUAUAGAUCUAUAUCAGACUUCCAUUUACAAUUCAAGAUCUGCUAUACUCGUUCUUUCGCGGAGUAAUAUUGCGCUCCUAAAGUCGCGCAAUAUUUCCGCUGCAGAACUCGUGCAUAUUUCUCGAUACAAAUCUUAUAACCUAUAAAUACUUUACCAGUGCAGUUCAAUGAACCGUAACUAAAAAACAACUUUUUGUGAACUGUCGUCAGGGUGGUCAACUCACGUGACUUUGGAUAUCGUACGGACGGAGAAAAUGUCCCGAUUUAGGUAGCAUUUUGCCUAUAUUUUUCCAUAUUACUUGACGGAUUUUAGAUAAAGUGCACCGAAGGGAGAAAAAUGCUUUCCUUCGCACAAAAUGUCUGCAAUCAAUUCUCGGUGCUUUUCUCUAACACUUCGCCUAACUGCAAAAUAGUGUACGUUAUCGACGCACUUUACCUUAAGCCCCCAUCACACCAAACUAGUUCUCAAAACGUCCUAACCCGUCCAAAAAUAUUGUAAAACGGGCUGCGAUCUGGCUAGAACGUAUGAAAUUUGGCCGGAAAAUAUCCAUAACGCGAACAUAGUUAGUUCUUAAACAGUUCUUGAAACAUUCAUUGCGUCGUUAUCCCGUCUGAAGUACGUUUAUAGUAAGUUCUGUUCGGAAAAAAUGCCCGUUCACCUCAUGUCAACACCGUUUGUAGGCAGUCAAAGUCCGUCUAUAGUCAGAUUAAAGAAGUUUGUAACUAGUCCUACUUCGUUCCGAGUACGUUGAAAUACGUUCUAACUAGUUGUUAACUCGACCAACUCGUUCACAGACAGUUUAACUCGUUCUGAAUACGUCCUCAUCUCUCCCUAGUACGUUCAGAACGUAAAUUGCAAUCACGUUCUGACCCGAUGGCUAUCAAAAGCCAUCACGUUUCGCCCAGUUCUCCUUCUCGUUUGUCUCUUCAACCUCUCAAGACACAAAAAAAAAAACCUACAGCAAUAGGCAAGUAUCAAUAUGACUCCAAAGAAAAGUGAAGCCAUACAGAGACAGGGUGUAAAGUGUUAAAGCAGUAAAAAACCAACGUCUUACAAAAGCCGAUACAGUCUCCUGAGUCGGCUCCUGAACGUAAAAGUUGAGAGGAUGAGUGUCUUAAUACAUUCCCUGCACCUUCUGACGACUCUGUCUCCAAGUCCGAAGAUGAAGGAGGACAGAGUCAGAAACCAAAAGGCAUAAACUUGGUUAAAUCUUGUGCCCAAAUCUUGAACCUGUACGACAACGGCAUGUAUUUAUACCCUAACUUGUGCAAUUGUACUGCAUAAGGGAUCGACGUUGUAGGAACUGCGAAUAAACGUACUAAACGUACUAAAAACGUGCGGAUCGUGCUGAGAACGUAUUGUAAACUCUUAGAACUGUUUUGAAACGUAUUGCAAACUUAGUAUUUUAUUUUGAUCGUAUUCAGAUGGAAUAACGACGCACGAAGGAUGUAAUGCGGUCGAGUUAAGUCUUUCUGUGAACGGGUUAAACGAGCUACAAACGGAUUCGGUCGGUGUGCACACGUACUUAAAUUGACCCCCGAUCGCAUUACGUCCUACUAUGUCUCUAGUACGAUCGACGUACGGCGGUUCAGUUCUUAGUACGUCCAUCUCGUUUCAAGUACGUUGUCAGUCCGUCUAACUGUAGGACGGAAUGAUCGGCAGAAAUUUUUGAGUAGGCUCAAAGUUCUGGAGCACCAUUCCCGUUCAACCCCGUCCGAGCCAGUCCAUAAAGUUCUUAGACAGACUGUAGAACGUCGCUACUGCGUUUCCGUUGCCACACAGUUUGAGCCCGUUCGGCUACUUUUUUAGAACGUACUGAAAACGAGCUUGGUGUGAUGGGGGUAUUAUGAAAAUCCGUCAAGUAAUAAGGAAAAUAUAGACAAAAUGUUACCUGAAUUGAGCCGUUUUCUACGUGUGUACGGUAUCCAAAAGCCACAUGGGUUGGCAACCCGGUGUCGGGUUCUUGACAAAUUGUAUUUUGUCCAGACAAUAGACACUAGCCUAUCAGUAAAAAGCUUGUAGAGUAAUUCAGAUACAGUCAUGGUAUCAUAGCUCGAGAAGCAGCUUUAUUUAAAUGAUAGGCGAUUUUACUACUGCUGGGCCAAUGUUUUUAGGAUAGGUACAUUUUUAAACCCAAAACAUCAUUUCAACGUAAUAUAUGUAAAUUUCUUUCUUCAAACACCUUUUGGUCAUCAGACAAAAAUAAUUUAUAUGUUUUUUCAGAAUGUUUCAGCUACUUUUUCUGAAAUGCUUAAGAGCGAUAUGUGACUCUGAUCUUUUGCAUAAUUAGAAAUAAGUUUACAAGAAAUAUUAUGUAAUUAGGAAAUAAUAAGUAUAUCUCUGAUGUACAUUAUAUUUAUCAAUAUCCACAAUGUGUUUUCCCUAUAUUUUUACAUGUCUCUGGGAAUAGUGAAAUAAAAUCACUUAAUUUC